AUGUCCGUCCAAUCACCAAGUAGAGCUACAAUUUUUCCAUAUCUUCUUCCGUUUAUAGAGGACUUUAUCGACGACAUAUGGGAGCUUGAAAGGGCAAAAAGGAAAAAGGCGACCGAUAGACUUCUUCCGAAAAUAUCAGAAAAUAAUGAACUUCUUCCAAAGUUCAUUUUAGCAUUAUCAGAUCAAGGUUACCAAAGAUUUGCUGAUCCUAUCAACAAUAUUUAUCCAGACAGAGGGAGGAAAUUUUGUCAAGAAUUCUUUGAAUUUUUGAUUCAUUACAUGAAAGGAGAACUAGUUGAUAUAUUAGAACCGUUGCAAACUUGUGCAUACUUAUAUAGAAAUAGAUGUAUUGAACUCAGUGAUAAAGAAGCAAUUGAAGCAAUGCAGUACUCAAGAGGAAGAACUGCGGCAUGUCAAGAAAUGUUUCAGACCGUGAAACGUAGAAAAGAUAAUUGGGCAUUACUGCUGUUAGAAGCGAUUAAAGAAACACAGGAAUAUGUAAAGUUAAAAAUGGAUCCUUCAGCAUCUCAGGAAGAGUUAGAGAGAACUGGUAUAUUGGCACAAACCAGCGUUAUGACAGUGGAUCGACAGCUUCUAAGAAAGAGCUAUAUUGGCAAGGUUGCCAUACAAAGUGAAGCAUUUCCGACACCUUCACAUUUCUUUGAGGCAGUCUCUGAAUAG
Molecule: messenger RNA, 681 nt
Organism: Mytilus trossulus (common blue mussel)
Lineage: Eukaryota; Metazoa; Mollusca; Bivalvia; Mytilida; Mytilidae
Exons: 4
Coding region: 1-681 (226 amino acids)
Source: RefSeq, a predicted model, not a curated record